Molecule: messenger RNA, 288 nt
Organism: Dracunculus medinensis (Guinea worm)
Lineage: Eukaryota; Metazoa; Nematoda; Chromadorea; Rhabditida; Dracunculidae
Source: the annotation of a GenBank genome assembly
AUGAUGCAAGAAGCAAUUCAGAAAUUCUUCCUUAAACCUAUUAUUAUUGAUAAUGCAAUUAAUUGUCACCGAAAAACGCCCCUUGCAACUAUUCCUAAGUGUGCGGGCUUAGCAGAGUCGACCGCUUAUAACGAUUGGCUUGCUACUGACCAGAGAUUGAGUGAGAAGGUAGGUUGGCAUAAUGCCCCUCCUCGCGUUAAUGUGAGUUUCGCCCAUGUGACACGCCUACUCCUAUUAACCUCAGUGCCUACAAUAGUUGCUGACGUUGAUUUCGGCGUAGAUGAUUGA